Molecule: messenger RNA, 3907 nt
Organism: Mercenaria mercenaria
Lineage: Eukaryota; Metazoa; Mollusca; Bivalvia; Venerida; Veneridae
Product: N-acetylglucosaminyl-phosphatidylinositol de-N-acetylase-like
Exons: 1
Coding region: 1-756 (251 amino acids)
Biological process (GO): GPI anchor biosynthetic process
Cellular component (GO): endoplasmic reticulum
Molecular function (GO): N-acetylglucosaminylphosphatidylinositol deacetylase activity
Source: RefSeq, a predicted model, not a curated record
AUGUUGCCGCUGUUGUCCACACUGCAGGAGUUGGCUUUGCCAAUGUUUAUGCUUGUCAUUAUAUGUUUUGUUUACAUCAAAUUUGCGUCUGUUAACAGAUUGAUAAAAGUUAGCAGCAAACAGAAUGUGUUAUUUGUAACUGCUCACCCCGACGAUGAAUGUAUGUUUUUUGCUCCAACCAUUCUCUCCUUGCUUCGUGAAGGACACAAUAUAUAUCUAGUGUGCCUGUCUAAAGGUGACUUCUACAACGAAGGGGAGGUACGGAAAAAAGAACUUUUAGCGAGUUGUUCAAAACUUGGAAUCAUGCCAAAUCAUGUGACAAUCGUAGAUGAUGAGAGGUUUAAAGAUGGACCAGAAACCAACUGGGACAUUGACAGUCUAGGAGACAGGAUUAUGUCAGUUAUUAAACGAGUGAAUGCAGAAAGUGUUAUUACUUUUGAUAGUUUGGGCGUUAGUGGACAUUCCAACCAUAUAGCAAUAUCGCAGGCAGUAGAGAAACUUCAUAUGGGUAAACAGCUUGCAAACGUGUCAGUAUUUAUGUUACAUAGUUCAAACAUUGUUAGGAAAUAUAUCGCCUUUCUAGAUAUACCAGUGAGCAGCUUGUUUUAUUUAACAACAUUUGUAAGUUUGCCUAGCGAGAUUGUCAAGUCAUGGAGAGCUAUGUCAGCACAUCAGAGCCAAAUGUUGUGGUUCAGGAAAUUGUACAUUGUUUUUUCACGUUACAUGUAUGUUAAUACAUUGACAGAGUUGAGAUAAGUUGUGAUUUCCAAAUGCUCGAGGAUAGAUGGGGGAAACCUGUAUAGUAUAAAGCACCUAUUAAAAUUAUCAGAGGCUGAAAAGAAUGGAUUGUAACAAAUAAAUAUACAUGGUUUUGAAUAGUGUUUCAUAUUCAUAAACUAUAGAUUUAAAAUUUGAUAAGAAUUUUAAUGUUCUAAAUUUUGAACUUCAGACACGAAUCAAAGUAUGUAAUACAGAACUCCUAUAUGUACCUCAAGCUUUCUGAGAUUGAAAUGUAGAAGGUCCAGUAAAAAGGGGAGACGAUUUAUGGCAGUUAACUUUAUUGUUCUUGUUCUCAGGUUGUUCUUCUUGUUUUUCAUUCCUCCAGAUGUUUUUAUGCGGAAUGUUUGCUUGAAGUAUGAAUGCUUUUUUGCUUUCAUAAAAGUAAAAAGAUUAUUUUUAGCUCACCUGUCACAAAGUGACAAGGUGAGCUUUUGUGAUCGCGUGGCGUCCGUCGUCCGUGGCAUCCGUCUGUGCGUAAACUUUUUGCUUGUGACCACUCUAGAGGUCACAUUUUUCGUGGGAUCUUUAUGAAAAUUGGUCAGAAUGUUCACUUUGAUGAUAUCUAGGUCAGUUUUCAAACUGGGUCAUGUGCGGUCAAAAACUAGGUCAGUAGAUCUAAAAAUAGAAAAACCUUGUGACCUCUCUAGAAGCCAUAUUUUUCAUGAGAUCUUCAUGAAAAUUGGUCAGAAUGUUCACCUUGAUGAUAUCUAGGUCAAGUUCGAAACUUGGUUACGUGGGGUCAAAAACUAGGUCAGUAGGUCUAAAAAUAGAAAAAACUUGUGACCUCUCUAGAGACCAUAUUUCUCAAUGGAUCUUCAUGAAAAUUGGUCAGAAUGUUCAUCUUGAUGAUAUCUAGGUCAAGUUUGAAACUGGGUCAUGUGGGUUCAAAAACUAGGUCAGUAGAUCUAAAAAUAGAAAAACCUUGUGACCUCUCUAGAGGCCAUAUUUUUCAAGAGAUCUUCAUGAAUAUUGGUCAGAAUGUUCAUCCUGAUAAUAUCUAGGUCAAGUUCGAAACUGGUUGACGUGGGGUCAAAAACUAGGUCAGUAGGUCUAAAAAUAGAAAAACCUUGUGACUUCUCUAGAGGCCAUAUUUCUCAAUGGAUCUUCAUGAAAAUUGGUCAGAAUAUUCAUCUUGAUGAUAUCUAGGUCAAGUUCGAAAGUGGGUCACGUGGGGUCAAAAACUAGGUCAGUAGGUCUAAAAAUAGAAAAACUUUGUGACCUCUCUAGAGGCCAUAUUUUUCAAGAGAUCUUCAUGAAUAUUAGUGAGAAUGUUCACCUUGAUGAUAUCUAGGUCAAGUUCGAAACUGGGUCACGUGGGGUCAAAAACUAGGUCAGUAGGUCUAAAAAUAGAAAAACCAUGUGACCUCUCUAGAGGCCAUAUUUCUCAAUGGAUCUUCAUAAAAAUUGGUCAGAAUGUUCACCUUGAUGACAUCUAGAUCAAGAUUGAAACUGAGUCAUGUGCAGUCAAAAACUAGGUCAGUAGGUCUGAAAAUAGAAAACAUUUUGUGACCUCUCUAGAGGCCAUAUUUUUCAUGGGAUCUUUAUGAAAAUUGGUCAGAAUGUUCAGCUUGAUGAUAUCUAGGUCAAGUUCGAAACUGGGUCACGUGCGGUCAAUAACUAGGUCAGUAGAUUUAAAAAUAGAAAAACCUUGUGACCUCUUUAGAGGCCAUAUUUUUCAAGAGAUCUUCGUGAAAAUUGGUCCGAAUGUUCAUCUUGAUGAUAUCUAGGUCAAGUUCGAAACUGGGUCACGUGCGGUCAAAAACUAGGUCAGUAGGUCUAAAAAUAGAAAAAUCUUUUGAUGUCUCUAGAGGCCAUCUUUCUCAAUGGAUCUUCAUGAAAAUUAAUGAGAAUGUUCAGCUUGAUGAUAUCUAGGUCAGAUUCGUAACUGGGUCAUGUGAGGUCAAAAACUAGGUCAGUAGGUGAAAAAUAGAAAAACCUUGUGACCUCUCUAGAGGCCAUAUUUUUCACGAGAUCUUCAUGAAAAUUGGUGAGAAUGUUCACCUUGAUGAUAUCUAGGUCAACUUCAAAAGUGGGUCACGUGCCUUCAAAAACUAGGUCAUUAGGUCAGAUAAUAGAAAAACCUUGUGACCUCUCUAGAGGUCAUAUUUUUCAAUGGAUCUUCAUAAAAAUUGGUCAGAAUUUUUUAUCUUAAUGAUAUCUAGGUCACAUAUGCUCAAAAACUAGGUCACUAUGUCAAAUAAUAGAAAUAACGACAUCAUACUCAGUUCAACACUGGGUCAUGUGGGGAUAGGUGAGCGAUUCAGGACCUUCAUUGUCCUCUUGUAUUUAAGAAGUUACAGGUAAUUAAUUAAAAUAGAGUACCAGAUAACAUUCCAAACAAUUUCAGUGUCUGUUUUAAAUUUCUUAGUUGUUAAAACAGUAUUUUAAGUGUUUGUGUUAUUGUUCAGUUGAUAUGACUUUAUAAACUUCCCAUUGAGAUGAGGUAUUUGUAAUGCAGAAAAUUUAUAUAAGCAGAAGUAUUACAUAUACUAGUAAGUUGUUAAUACAGCAAGUUAUUAACAAAUAAUUCAUGGCAACCUGUUGAUGUCCAAACACAAGUUUACGGACUAUGCAGUGAGGUCAAACAUUUUUGUUCUUUGACUGCAUAAAGACCUAUUAGCAUGUAUUAUUUAUUGUAUAUACGGAAUAGAGUUCUUUUAAAGGGAAUUUUAAAAAAGAAGGUAAAAUGGUAUUUCCUUAAAUGAUGUAGAGGUAAAACAUUGCAGGUCAAAGUUAAACAUAUAACACAUUGAUAAAGAUGUAAAUAUGCAAAUGAGAUCAGAUAUUUUCUUACUAAUUUAAUGAAAUAUGUAAAAACUGAUUGACGAGAUAUACCUGUGAACCGACUCUUAAGAUUUGAAGGGAAAUUAUUAUAUUUUUAAAGGCAUUCAGUAUAAAAAAUCAUUUACUGAUAACGUCAUUAUUUUUUCAGUUUGGAAGUAAAGGUUAUGGAAAUUUAGUAUGCUAAUUAGUGAAUGCAUUUUUUUCUUGUUUAUAAUUAAUUCCUUGCAGAUAAUGUUGUUAGUCUGUUGGCUUUGGGUUCUUGUUUGUUUGUCAAAUACUUGUUAACUGAUGCAGCAGUGAUUCUAGAUUUUGACAUUUCUUUUGUAAUAAAUGCUAAAGAAUA